GCGGGGGAGGGUGACCUCCGGACCAGAGGACGGACGACCCACAAUGAAAUGUGUUGCCGAUUUGAGCAGCGCCUCCGUCAGCGCUAGCGCCACUCUGGACUUCUGUAGCAGCAGGUUCCGUACAGCUCAUUUACCCAGUGACGUAGGAAAAGAAUCCCGUGGGUUAAAACGGGAACCGACUGUGUUCGUUGGGCUCCAGACACGCGUGUCCAAAUCCUUUCAUUCACCGCACGACACUUUUGUGCUGUUGUUCCAAACUGCGACUCGGUUCCAUGCUCAGCUGGUGACAAGCUGCCAUCUUAGUUUGGGUUCACAAACGGAGUCCUAACCUGGUAAACUGGUUAAAACGACUGGAUCGAUGCUGUAGCGGUCGGAUUGAAAGAAGAGACUAAGAUGAUCAGAGUGUCUUUCGUUUGUCUUUAAGUUGAACAGAAACCGACCCGGGACCAGUGACCUGGACGUGACAGGCAGUGACAGCUAGCUUGGUAGCGGCUAACCUUCCAGAGCCAAGCAACUGCCUCCACUGUUACACAGCAUUUAAUUAGUGUGAUGAGAAGUUGUGUGUUUGGUAAUUACCGGUAGUUAGCAUGCUACUGCUACAGCUUUGUAAGUAAAUGACGAUAGUAACGGCACAUCGUAACAGAAAAUCACGUGUCAGAUGGAAGUGAAGGGCAGUUGGUGACGUGGCAGUGGAGCACCUGUGCAGGUAACAAGCGGUUGAAGUACCUCAGCCUCGCUGUGCUCGUGGUCCAAAAUGCCACGCUCAUUCUCAGCAUUCGAUACGUCCGCACGUUGCCGGGUGACCGCUUCUUCACAACGUCUGCCGUGGUCAUGGCGGAGGUCCUAAAGGUGCUGACGUGUCUGCUCAUCAUCCUGCUGCAGAAGAGAUUCAGUGUGAAGGAUACUGUGCUGCUGCUGCUCGACUCCAUCGUGCUCCAGUAUAGGGACACUUUGAAGCUGGCCGUCCCAUCGCUCAUCUACACUCUGCAGAACAACCUGCAGUACAUCGCCAUCUCCAACCUUCCGGCCGCCACCUUCCAGGUGACCUACCAGCUCAAGAUCCUCACCACGGCUCUGUUCAGUGUGUUGAUGCUGAGAAAGUCUCUGUCCAGAGUCCAGUGGAUUUCUCUUCUUCUGCUCUUCUCUGGUGUUGCCAUCGUACAAAUGCAGCAGGAGGGUAACAAGGAGGCGUCGGUGAAGGACAGCUCUGGUCAGAACUACAUGGUGGGUCUGGUUGCCGUGGUGAUCAGCUGCCUUUCGUCAGGAUUUGCUGGCGUUUACUUUGAGAAGAUUCUGAAGGGGAGCUCUGCGUCGGUGUGGAUCAGGAACGUGCAGCUGGGGAUCUUCGGCACCGGGCUGGGCUUGUUGGGAUUGUGGUGGAACGACGGCACCGACAUUGCUGAACGCGGCUUCCUGUUUGGCUACACCGACAUGGUGUGGUGUGUCAUCUUCAACCAAGCAUUUGGCGGCCUAUUGGUGGCCGUGGUGGUGAAGUACGCCGACAACAUCCUGAAGGGCUUCGCCACCUCCUUCUCCAUAGUUGUCUCUACGGUGACGUCCAUCUACCUGUUUGGUUUCCAUGUGGACCUGCUUUUUAUAGUGGGCGCAGGGCUCGUCAUCGGCGCUGUCUACAUGUACAGCCUCCCCAAAGGAUCCUCGUCCCCGAGCAGCUCCUCUGCCUCCUCGGCAUCUUCAGCAUCUCCAAGCAAAGACGAAGGCGCUGAGAUGGAGCUGUUUCUGCCAAAAGAUGAGGGAGGCAUCGCGGCAACUUCCACUGCCGUCCACCUCACAGACUAACGGCUCAGUGCAGCAGCAGGAGGAGACUGAAGCAGCGUCCCAGGAACCCUGACCACCGGCCUCUCUGCCUUAAAAUGUUCUCUAAUGUUGCCGUGCUUCACUGUGCAGCUUCCACAGACUUCAGCUCUGGCUGCUCACAUGCGUCCUCCACAUUCAGGCUGUCUGCAUGCGGCAGCAUUACAGCAGAUUUUAAACACAUCAGAACCCUGACGUUCAUUGUAGAGUGAGGGCCAAACCCAAUCAGCGCGAAUAACAAACCGUGUCAAUGGCUCAAACUCUGAAGGAUUCUGCCCAGUGAAGGUUUUGUAGCUCAGCGUUGGACUGUUUGUUCGGUGCCUUCUCUCAUUUGUAAAGAAGCCAUAAGGUUGUGUUGGUGUUUGCAACCAGUUCAAGGUCAUGGACAGAACAAGAGUGAGGUCGUUGUCUGAACUCACAGCAGCUGGAGCUGAGGGGGAACCAUUUAGUGACUCAUCAGAGUUUUCUGUUGGGUUGGUCCGAGUCGACCGGUUGGACGAAGCCAGGUUUGUCAGCUGAGCUGCUUCUUCCUGUUUAUGUUGCUGUUUCACUUUGGGAAGAAAGUUUAGUGUUGGGUUCCAAGUCU
Betta splendens (Siamese fighting fish) is the source of this 2398-nucleotide messenger RNA. RefSeq names its product UDP-galactose translocator-like. The transcript is spliced from 6 exons. Gene Ontology annotation, cellular component: Golgi membrane. Gene Ontology annotation, biological process: pyrimidine nucleotide-sugar transmembrane transport. Lineage: Eukaryota; Metazoa; Chordata; Actinopteri; Anabantiformes; Osphronemidae. The coding region runs from base 832 to 1797 and encodes 321 amino acids. Gene Ontology annotation, molecular function: UDP-galactose transmembrane transporter activity. The record is from RefSeq and is a predicted model, not a curated record.